Drosophila obscura is the source of this 1028-nucleotide messenger RNA. Its product is annotated as cilia- and flagella-associated protein 20. Gene Ontology annotation, cellular component: motile cilium; ciliary basal body. Gene Ontology annotation, biological process: cilium assembly; positive regulation of cell motility; regulation of cilium beat frequency involved in ciliary motility. The transcript is spliced from 3 exons. The record is from RefSeq and is a predicted model, not a curated record. NCBI's taxonomy places the organism in Eukaryota, Metazoa, Arthropoda, Insecta, Diptera, Drosophilidae. The coding region runs from base 76 to 900 and encodes 274 amino acids.
UCGUUAACAAUCACAUUUGGAGACUACUCCAAAUCCAUUUGAUAGUAUAAAACUAAACACGAAACGACUCCAACAAUGUAUCGCUCUGCUUAUCAGAAAGGUUUUCUCACAGUUCUCUACAGUGUGGGCAGUUCACCCCUGGAGAAGUGGUCUUCCUAUACCAAAAAUGGUUACAUCAAGCGAAUCUACGAUGAGGAUAUCAAGUCUCUGGUACUGGAGAUAAUGGGUUCCAAUGUGUCGACCACAUUCAUCCACUGCCCCAGUGAGUGCAAGGAACAGCUCGGCAUCAAGCUGCCGUUUUUGGUGCUUCUGAUUAAGAAUAUGCAUAAAUAUUUUUGCUUCGAAGUUAAGAUUCAAGAUGAUCAGCGUUUCAUGCGCCGCUUUCGGGUAUCAAACUUCCAGAGCAAGACUUCUGUGAAGCCGUUCUGCACCGCCAUGCCAAUGGGCAUGUCGCCUGGCUGGAACCAGAUUCAAUUUAAUCUCGCUGAUUUCACACGACGCGCCUAUGGCUCCAACUAUCUGGAGACCGUAUCGCUACAGAUACAUGCCAAUGUGCGCAUCCGCCGCGUCUACUUUGCUGACAAGCUCUACACGGAGGCAGAGCUCCCCAAUGAUUACCGCUUGAUGGGCAAGCCCAAGGAUUUGAAGAAGCCGGAGAAGCAGUUUAAGGUUCCCGCAACCGCUCGUCCUCCAUCGCCUCUGAAUACGGCACGUGGUGAAGGACCUGUGAAGGCAUCCCAGCCCGAGGCGCCUGUUCAGGAAUCGGAGCCUGAGGCUGCUCCGGAGUUAAAGAAGGCACCGUCGCCUUCCAUCUCUGUGGGCGUGGCUUCGGCUGCUCCGGAGCCCGCGGCCGAGGAGCCUCCUACACAGACCGAAGCCACAGAAGAGGCCUACUACUAGCAUUAUAUUUAAGUUUAUGUGUUCAUUGUUAAUUUAGUUAAGCAGCAGGGCAGGGGGCAGGUCACGAUCUAUAAAAUUAUCAGUCGUAGAUACAUAAAAUGGUUUAUUUUAACCAAACUCUACUCUAC